Molecule: messenger RNA, 872 nt
Organism: Tuber melanosporum (Perigord truffle)
Lineage: Eukaryota; Fungi; Ascomycota; Pezizomycetes; Pezizales; Tuberaceae
Exons: 5
Coding region: 99-800 (233 amino acids)
Biological process (GO): mitochondrial fission
Cellular component (GO): mitochondrion
Source: RefSeq, a predicted model, not a curated record
CCUUCCCGCCCCUCCCCACUAUUUAACAUCCCGCAAUCACCAACCAAACUCAUCACAAACACCUCAACUCAAAGUUUACAGAACGAGAAAAAUCCAUCAUGUCUGCCCGCGCCCCAUCAAACCCCGACCCUCCAAAAACCGGACCAAAUGACUCAAUCAUCACCAAGAUCUAUGAGGGAGAAGCUCCAGACACGACGGACACUAAUAUCCGCUGGGCUGCCUAUGCAAACCGCAUUCGGACGAUCGUGCGUUCGACCCACAGAUAUGUGGCCUACACCUCCGACAUUGGCGAGUCAUUCCGUCCCGUGACGUACAAGAACGUAGUACGUGCAGCCUACGGGGUCUCUUGGGCGUACUUGACCGGGGACGUCAUGAACGAGGGGUACAAAGCCUACCUAGCGAACCAGGCGACUCUACGCGGGGGAUUGAAAGUGACGGACGUACCGGACGAGGAUGCAGGGUAUGCAAAAGUGGAGUUGCACCCGAAGGGCAAUGUGCCGUUUUUAGAGGAUUACAGGACCGUGAUGGCUCAGCGUGCAGUAUUCCAGAGUCUGGCGAGUAUGGCUCUGCCGGCUUUUACUAUUCAUUCGGUCGUGCGCUACUCUGGCCGUGCCCUGAGAAAUCACAUGAAUCCUAUGAUCAGGACUUGGGGUCCUGUUGGACUGGGCCUUGCAAUUAUCCCCGCGCUUCCUUAUAUCUUUGAUCACCCAGUUGAGCAUGCGGUUGAAUGGGUGUUUGAGAAAGGAUAUCAUGCGGCGACGGGCCGUAGUGGGGUUUCAAAGAAGGAGAAGGAGCUGUAGAAGCAGCAUUUACAGUGAUGAAGGAAUGGAAGGAUGGAUCGGGUUGAUAGAUCUCUACUCUUGAUUUUGGCA